AUGGUGCUGGCAGAGCAAAAGGUAACAAUUUCCUAUAUGAAAGCAUGGAACACAAAGGAAUUGGCCAUGAAUGCUGCCCGAGGUAACGAAGAAGAAGGUUAUCGUUUUUUGGCAACGUAUCUGCAUUUGGUAGAGUCGACGAAUCCAGGGACGAUCCACGAUAUUAAGACAUCAGUUGAUAAAAAAGGGAAUACUAAGUUUAAAUACUUAUUUUUUGCGUUUGGUGCCUCCAUCAGUGGGUUUCAGUAUUUGACAAAAGUUAUUGUAAUCGAUGGUACAACUAUGAAAGGUAAAUACAAAGGAUGUCUUGUUGCGGCCAGUGGCCAAGAUGGGAAUAUGCAGAUAUUCCCACUCGCUUUUGGAGUAGUCGAAGUAGAGAAUGACAGUGGUUGGGUAUGGUUUUUUAAACAUUUACAAAAAUUUUUCCCCGAUGAAGAAGAUUUGGUUUUUGUGUCAGACAGGCAUGCAUCCAUUUACUCAGCACUCGGCAAGGUAUAUCCACUGGCGCACCAUGUCGCAAGUUCAGCCCACCUAUUUAGGAAUGUGAAGCAUAAAUUCCACUGUGGUGGUCUUGCUAAGAUGGGUUCAAAAGCUGCGAGAGCCUACACAAUCGGUGAUUUCGAGUACUGGUGGAAAGAAAGAGAGGAUCGCAAGUCAGCUUGUGCGGCUUAUCUUAGAGACAUUGGUCUAUUGCAUUGGACACUAUCACACUUCUCUGGUAAUCGGUACAAUGUAAUGAGUAGCAACAUCUCUGAGUCCCUAAAGGCAGCAAUGGUUAGGGCGGUGGAUUAUCCUAUCGUGUCGAUGGUAGAAUUUAUUAGGGCUAUGUUGAUGCAGUGGUUUCACUGUAGGAGGACAAAAGCUUGUCAAACGAAAACCAAAUGUACACCAGAAAUAGAGGACAUGUUGAUAGACCACUUAGAAGAAUCGGUGGAUUGUGCUGUCUUUUCUGCCAGUGAAUGGAUAUACCAAGUUAACGAUGGAAUUGGGUGUACAUUCACUGUCGAUUUGGAGAAUAAAACAUGUACGUGCAGGGUGUUUGACAUCCUCAAGAUCCCCUGUUGCCACGCUUUGGCAGCCUCACAAGUGCAGGGAGUAGAUAAGUACUCACUGGUCAAUGCUAGUUACUUUGUUGGUCCUUGGUUGAGUAAGUACAAGGGUAUAAUCAUGCCAGUCCCAAAUGAGAAAGACACUGACAUCCUAGAAACAUGUACAGAGGUUGAUGUGAACCCACCAAACACAAAGCGAGCUGGUGGUAGACCACGUAAAAGAAGGAUCCCAUCUUAG
Molecule: messenger RNA, 1287 nt
Organism: Camelina sativa (false flax)
Lineage: Eukaryota; Viridiplantae; Streptophyta; Magnoliopsida; Brassicales; Brassicaceae
Source: RefSeq, a predicted model, not a curated record